Messenger RNA from Mustela lutreola (European mink), 4309 nucleotides. RefSeq names its product translocation associated membrane protein 2 (gene TRAM2). Gene Ontology annotation, biological process: protein insertion into ER membrane; SRP-dependent cotranslational protein targeting to membrane, translocation. The coding region runs from base 213 to 1349 and encodes 378 amino acids. The record is from RefSeq and is a predicted model, not a curated record. Gene Ontology annotation, cellular component: endoplasmic reticulum membrane. Lineage: Eukaryota; Metazoa; Chordata; Mammalia; Carnivora; Mustelidae. The transcript has 12 exons.
CCCAGAAGUUGUUGGGCGCUAGGCCGGCGGGCGGGAGGGCGAGCGGGGCAGCGGGCCGGCGGGCGGACCGGGCCGGGGCUGGAGAAGUUUGCGCGGCGGCUCGAGAGCGCAGGGUGCGGGCCCCGCCGGCCGCUGCGCGCCCGCUGCCAUGGCUUUCCGCAGGAGGACGAAAAGUUACCCGCUCUUCAGCCAGGAGUUCGUCAUCCACAACCAUGCGGACAUCGGCUUCUGCUUGGUGCUCUGCGUCCUCAUCGGGCUUAUGUUCGAGGUCACCGCCAAGACUGCCUUCCUAUUUAUUUUACCUCAGUAUAACGUUAGCGUGCCUACAGCAGAAUCCCACAGACUGGGUGGCUUAUAAACAACAGAAACUUCUUUCUCACCGGUCAGGAGGCUGGAAGUCUGAGAUGGGAGCACGGUCAGACAGUGAGACCGUGCACUACCACUAUGGGCCCAAGGACUUGGUCACCAUCUUGUUCUACAUCUUCAUCACCAUCAUCCUGCAUGCCGUGGUUCAGGAGUAUAUUCUAGACAAAAUCAGCAAACGGCUUCACCUCUCCAAGGUCAAACACAGCAAGUUCAACGAAUCUGGGCAGCUGGUCAUCUUUCAUCUCAGCUCGGUGGUAUGGUGCUUCUACGUGGUGGUGACGGAAGGAUAUUUAACAAACCCAAGAAGCCUCUGGGAAGACUAUCCGCACGUGUACCUCCCCUUCCAGGUGAAGUUCUUCUACCUGUGUCAGCUGGCUUAUUGGCUGCACGCUCUUCCGGAGCUGUACUUCCAGAAGGUACGGAAGGAGGAAAUCCCCCGCCAGCUCCAGUACAUUUGUCUGUACCUGGUCCACAUAGCCGGAGCAUACCUCUUAAACCUGAGCCGCCUGGGCCUCAUCUUGCUGCUGCUGCAGUAUUGCACCGAGUUCCUCUUCCACAUGGCUCGACUCUUCUACUUCGCGGACGAGAACAAUGAGAAGCUGUUUAAUGCCUGGGCUGCUGUAUUUGGGAUCACCCGUCUCUUCAUCCUCACACUCGCUGUGCUGGCCAUUGGCUUUGGACUUGCUCGCAUGGAAAACCAGGCCUUUGACCUCGAGAAAGGGAACUUCAACACCUUACUUUGCAGGCUGUGCGUGCUGCUGCUGGUGUGCGCCGCCCAGGCCUGGCUCAUGUGGCGGUUCAUCCACUCCCAGCUGCGGCACUGGCGGGAGUACUGGAACGAGCAGAGCGCCAAGCGGAGAGGCCCAGCUGCCCCCAGACUGCCAGCCAGGCUCAUCAAGAGGGAAUCUGGUUACCAUGAAAACGGAGUAGUGAAGGCAGAGAAUGGCACCUCCCCACGGACUAAGAAACUCAAGUCUCCUUGAGGCCAAAGUGCUGGAACAGGGAUCCUCUUGUGGGGGCCCAGCAGGGAGGUGGGGAGUCCUGCCCCCACCACUGCCUUCCCCCUUCUGCUUCUGAUGCUGCCUCCCCAGCAGCGGGAACCUGUCUCCAAAUGGGGCUUUUCCUCUUUCUUAUUUCUUGGCUUUCUCUUCUUACUCUUCCAUAAACCAUUCUCAAUAAAACCAAAACUCUUCUUCUUUCUCUCUCUCAAGCCACCUCAUGUCCUUACCUCUGUGCUGUGUUGGGUUUUCUAGAAGCCCAGGCUCUCACGGUUCUCUCUUGGCUUGCCUCCUCUUUCUCUUCCUUCAUGGCUGCUUUCUUUGACUUUUCACUGUAUUGUGCAAUUUUUCUGUGUCUGAUUUUUACAACGAGAGGGAGCUCAAAUUGCAGUUGCGGCCAUCCGACACCUAGCAUCAGUGUCCAGGACCUGUCAGAGUCAGAAGACUGGUGCCCAGGAGCCUCCGCCCAGAGCCGCUAACAGGCCUGGGGUCGUGGGGGGGGCGUAUUCGGACAAGGAGAGGAGAGACCAGCCCUCUUGGAUCAUCAUCUCCAGGUGCUGAUUAACUGAGAUGUAUGAUUCCAGUUCUGCAUGUACCAUCCGGAGGCCUGGCUGCACCCCUGCUACUUGGAAAUGCAAAGGCGUUUGGCUGUGGGCAUGGCGACCUGGCCCAGAAAGGUGGUGGUAACAGUGUGGCCAGUCCUGGACACAGGCCAGCCAGCCCUCACUCUGCCAGGGAGGUGCUGAAGGAGGACAAGUCUCCCCACCCACUAGAGCAAGAACAAAGCGCUUCUGGAAAGGUAAAGGUGGCAGAGAUGCUGGAGUGGUCACCCUUGGCCUUCCUUCGGCCGCAGCCCCAGCUGCUUUUUCAGCCGUUCACCAGCAUUCAAAACCCAGCCCAACCCAGUUACCAGAGCGGCCUGGCAGAUGCCAGUCCCGAAGCCCAGAGCCAGGCGGCCGGGGGAAGGGCUGACCUCGCUGCCUGACUUCGUCUCUCCCACUGCAGGAACACCAAGCCCCCCAUUGGCCCCUGGUGCCACGAGGAGGCUUGCCUAGCCGUUUACCCUCUGGCUCAUCUGUGGAGUGUCUCUGGGCUGGUCACUGUCAUCCUGUGAUGUCUGAGCGCACCUGCAACAUUUUAGACUGUAUGAAAGUGGGACUGACUCUGAAUGAUCUGCAGGGUAGAUGAGCAGACAUCUGUGCCAAUGGGAGGCACUUUUCUCCCUCCCUCCUUCCUUCCCUCUGCUCUACCUAAAGACAAGGCCUCCAAGUCCAUAUAGGGCCUGGGGAGGACUUCCAGAAGGGGUUAGGCUUAGUCCUGAUUAAGAACUCUUGAACUCUGUGCUGAGGUGCAGGGAGCAGGUUUUGAUGGGCAUAGAAAUGUGUCGUUUGAGGGGCUGGUCCUCUUUCUGACCUCACAGUGGAAGCCUGACCUUGGGUUACUACCCUGAAGUGGGGGUAGGGGGCUCUUCAUCAGGGCAGCUCCCCUUCUCCAUGGGGAGAAGAUACAUUUAAUUUUCCAGUGACUGGGGAAUUUGUACCCGAACACCACUGUAGAGCUUCCUCUCUCUGUCCAGACUAAGGCUGUAGAAAUGGGAAGAACUGCCCUUGGCCUCUGAUCACCCCUAGGAAGUGGGACAGCCUUUUUGGAGAUCGGUAUCUCUCCCAUUCUUCUCUGACACUUCUCUGGACUGCAGAGCAGAACAGUGCUAGGAAGGUGGCUCGGUAUCACCCCAGCAAACCUGAGCCAGGACCCCUCAGUCAUUUGGCCAAAUACCCCUGCCCCGGCUGCGGUUUUGUUCACAAUCCCCCCCUUUCCUGGUGAGGGAAGGGCGUCCAGCCAGCAGCUCCAAAGCUGUCCCAUGAGGCUUCCUGCCCAUCCUGGUUCUCUCCUGGCCAUGUCCCGGGCCACAUGCUGCUCCCUGCAAGGGGCCACUCCCUCAGGUGAGCCCUGGUGAAAAUUCAGCAGCUUCGCUGUAUACCGCCAGCCGAGAGUGGGGCAAGCAGCUCGAGGCCUGCUGUCAGCCUCCCUUCUCAGCGCUGUAGGUCUGAGUGUCUGUUGCCGCAGGCUGCAUGGCUCCGUGUUCCCUGAGUGCCCUGCAAGCUUCUGGCUCUGGGGUGGGUGUGAUUCAGAGGUGGUACCGCUGGCCCAGGGGCGGGGGCCAACGUAGGCUCUGUUGCUUGAAGGAUAGGGUGUGUGCAGGGAUGAAGAUUAAUAGAAGGAUUGUUUUUUCUGCCAUGUCAACACCCGAAGCCAUGAGUAAGGCUAGUAUGUCCCCCGCCAGGCCUCAGGAACGAUUGCGGGGUGGGGAGGAGAAUAAUUGUAGGGAUCUCUCACCCCCCCCCCCCCCGCCGGCAUCCCAGCCGUGUUUAUCUCCAAAGCCGGAGCCCUGGCUUUGGCAGGCUGGCUCAAACCCAGAUGCCAGGGGCCGAAAUAACCCCACUUCGUCCUGUGAGCUUGUUGUGCUGCCUUGUCCUGAUGUGGCCACUUUGCUGUCUUCAGUCUUAAAUGCUCUCUCCAGUUCCCAAAGUGUCAAGCUGUCUGUGAGGGCCCUGCCGCCCAGCUCCAAGUGUGAGAGCCGGCUCAGCAGGAGCUGGGGGACAGAUGCUCAUCUACCUCAGCAGCAGCCACUGCUCUUUAAAUGUCCCUGACUGCCACUGGUGCAGGGCAGUGGAGGGAGUGUGAGCAGGUGGCCGUGGUGGGGGAGAGUGGCUGUGGCGGCGGGAGGACCCGGGACUGCUGAGGUCCAGUGGUGGGAGAGUUAUUUUUACCAUCAGGCUCUGAUAGCUGCACUAUUAAUAAGUUACAUGUGUCCUUUUUAAAGGUAGGGGAAGGUUCAAGAGCAAAGGGGGAGCAGGGAGAGUCAGGAGGGAAGCUGCUGCUCCCCUUUCUAGUCUAUUCCGUGUGUGUGUGUGUGUGUGUGUGUGUGUGUGUGUCUGGGUCAC